Phyllostomus hastatus (greater spear-nosed bat) is the source of this 4512-nucleotide messenger RNA. RefSeq names its product ciliary rootlet coiled-coil, rootletin family member 2 (gene CROCC2). NCBI's taxonomy places the organism in Eukaryota, Metazoa, Chordata, Mammalia, Chiroptera, Phyllostomidae. The record is from RefSeq and is a predicted model, not a curated record. The transcript has 29 exons. Bases 1 to 4230 code for a protein of 1409 amino acids.
AUGAGUUCCGCCUCCAGCGAUCCUGGCGAUGGGGACGCGGUGGAGCGGUCCCUGCCGGGGCUGGACGCCGUGAUCCAGAAGCUGGAGGACACUGUCCUGAGUCCCGAGGCCAGCAGGGAAGACCGGGCGCUGACCGUGCGGGGGGCAGCCUGGCCGGCCUCCCCCACCCCGCUGCCUGCCCGCAUCCGUGAGAUCGUGGCCGGCAGCCUGGGCGAGGAGCCACCCCAAGGGGCGCAGGAGCUGGCCGCCCAGGCCGCCAGGCAGGAGGAGAGCGAGCUCCUGCAGCAGCAGCUGGCCCGGCUGCAGGGCCUGCUGGCCCAGGCGGGUGCCGAGCGGGACGAGCUGGCCGGCAGGUACCACGCUGUCCGCGAGCGGCUGCAGGCCCGGCUGGAGACCACGGAGGCGCGGCUGCGGAGGUCGGAGCUGGAGCACAGCGCGGACCUGGAGGGGACCCUGGGCCGCUUGGAGGCCGCGGAGCAGCGGAGCACCAGCCUCGCCCAGGUGAACACGCUGCUCAGGCGGCAGCUGGCGCACAUGAAGAGGGCCAACGACGCGCUGGCCGCGGAGCUGGCCGGGACCACGGGCAGCGUGCUCCGCCUGCGGGCCCAGCUGGAGCUGAGGGAGGCACGGCGCUGGGCCCAGGGACAGCCUCUGCGCCAGAGGGAGCAGCCCCGGGGCCUCCUCCUCCUGUGGAGGCAGGUGACCGCGCUGCGGGCACCCCUGGCCGAGCUGCGAUCCGCCACCGAGAGGGGCCUCGCUGACAUGCGAGCGGACGCAGCCAGGACGGCCCGGCGCCUGCACGCGGCCUGCCUGAACCUGGACUCCAACCUGCGGCUGUCAGCCAGCAGCGCGGCGGGCGCCCUGGAGCGGCGGCUGCGGGACAGGGAGCGGGAGAUGCUGCAGCUGCGGAGCCGCUGGGACGCGGAGAGGGCGGCGCUGCAGGCCAGGCUCUCCGAGCAGACGCUGCUGGUGGGGAAGCUCACGGAGCAAACCUCGAAGAAGGAGAGAACCAUCUCCUCCCUCAGGGCGGACGUCCAGAGACUGGAGUCCGAGCGCGGAGGAGGAGGCCGGCGGGCAGCGGAGGACCUGGAGGGCCAAGUGCAGUCCCUGCGGCGCGUCCUGAGUGCCGUCACGGAGGUGGCCCGGGCGGACUCGGGGUGGCCGGUGCUGGCGCAGAGCGGCGGCGCUGGUGGGGAGGAGGCGCCGGGUCCACUGAGGAGCCCCCUGAGCACCUCGUCCCCUCGCUGGAGCCGGUCCCCGCCCCGGGCCCACUCCCCGGCCGCCCUGGACCCUGCGCUGUGGGCCGUGCAGACAGCCAUCGAGAGGCGGCAGCAGCAGGAGCAGGAGCUGCGCCUGCAGCUGGAGUCCUGCCAGGCGGUGGUGGCCGGGCUCCGGGAGCAGCUGUCGGAGAGGCAGCGGGAGCUGCGGGCAGCGCAGAGGGCCCUGCGGGAGCGCGAGCGGGAGCGCGAGAGCCUCCUGGACGGGCUGGAGGCGCAGCGCCGGGAGGCCCAGCACUGCAGGGCGGCCAGCGAUCGCCUGGGCAGAGAGAAGGCGGCUCUGGAGGUGGAGGUGGCGGAGCUGAGGGGCCGGGCGCACACUUGGGACUCGGACGCGCAGAAGCUGGAGGCAGAGAACGCGGAGCUGCAGAGCCGCCUCCUGCUCUGGGCGCAGCGAAAGGAGGAGCUGGAGGCCAGUCAAGGGCGCCUGGAGCAGCUGGAGGAGAAGGUCUCAGGGCUCGAGAAGGAGCUGGCGUCGGCCCAGGAGGUGCUGACCACCGCCCAGCUGCAGAGGGACGUUCUGGAGAGCGAGAGGGCAGCCCUGCACGGCACCCUGGCCCGGGCCGAGUCCAGCAAUGCUGACCUGGAGCUGCUCGUGACCCGGCUCAAGUCAGAGGGGGCGCAGCAGCGGGACGCCCUGGCCCAGAUGGCCGCCCUGACCGAGGGGCUGGCGCGGGACAAAGGUGCCCUGACCCGCCAGGUCCUGCAGCUGCAGCAGGAGCAGGACCGGCUGAGGCAGGAGCGGGCGGGCACCCAGGAGCGCCUGGCGCAGGCUGAGCAGCAGCUGGAGCAGCUGGAGGGCCAGGUGGGCCAGGUCACAUGUGAGAAACAGGCCCUGGAGGAGCAGCUGGCCCAGAGCCUGCAGGCCCGAGAGGCCCAGAUGGACACGCUGCAGAGGGCCCUGCAGGAGAAGGAGGCUUUGUCUGGGGAGCGGGCCCAGCUGCUGGCCAAGCAGGAGGCCCUGGAGAGGCAGGGCCAGCUCACAGCUGAGGAGGCAGCUGACCUCAGGGCCCGGCGGGACGCGCUGGAGCGCAGCCUCCUGGAGGCCCAGCGGCGGGCAGAGCAGCUGCAGGCGCAGCGGGAGCAGCUGGAGGGAGAGGCCCAGAGCGCCCGGCUCGCCCGGCAGGCCCUGCAAGAGGAGCUGGAGCAGCUGAGAGGCACCUGGGAGGCCCGGGAGACGGAGCUGGCACGGCAGGUGGGGCGGCUGCGGAGCCAGGUGGCGCGGCAGGAGCGAGGAGCGCAGCUGGCCCUGCGGAGCCAGGCGCUGGGCCACCGCGAGGACCUCGCGCGGCUCCGGAGGGAGAAGGAAGCCCUGCGUCUGUCUCUGACAGAGGAGAGGGAGGGAGCGGCUCGCAGGCUGGAGCAGGAGCAGCAGCUGGGGGCAAGGACAGCGGCCGAGAAGGAGGCUCUGGGGGAGCAGCUUCGGGGCCUGGAGCAGGAGUGGGACGAGGCCCUCCUGCAGCUGCAGCAGGAGGUGCAGCAGGUGACGGGGGAUGGCGGGGCAGCGGGGGAGCGGCUCCGCAGGGCGGCACGGGGGCGGGGGCGGGGGCGGGGGUGGCAGGAGGCUGGCGGCCGGCAGGAGCAGGCGGAGGCCACGGUGAGCUCCACGGCCGCGGAGCUGAGGGCCCUGCAGGCGCAGUUCGAGGAGGCCACCUCGGCCCAUCAGGGGGAGACCGCAGCCCUGCUCGGGAGCCUCCGGGAGAUGGCAGCAGAGCGGAGCAUGGCGGGCAGAGAGGCCGAGCGGCUGCGGGCGCAGCUCGGGGAGGCCCGGGAGGAGCUGGCCACGCUGCACAGGGAGCUGCGGGGCAGCGAGGACAGCCGCGAGGGGCUGCGCCGGACGGCCGAGGAGGCCCGCCGGGCGCUGAGCGCCGAGGCCCUGGAGAAGGGCGCCCUGCAGCGGUCCGGCGCCGAGCUGCGGGCUGCGGUGCGCCGGGCGGAGCGGGAGAAGGCCAGGUUUCAGCGGUCCAAGGAGGACAAGGAGCAAGAGGUGCUGGCCUUGGAGGCGGCCCGCGCGGCGGCCCAGAAGGAGGCCAGCGAGCUGCAGGCCCGCCUGCGGGCGGCGGAGCAGGCCGGGGCCGACGCCCGCCGGGAGCUCCAGGAGCUCUGCAGGCAGGUGAGGGCGCUGGAGGCCGAGAACCGGCAGAAGGGCCGGGAGGUGCGCCAGCUGCAGGACCGGUGUGCACAGGACGCUCGGCGGUGGCAGCGGAGCCGGCAGGAGGCCCUGGAGCGGCAGAGGCAGGCAGCCGAGGUGGAGGCUGCCCGGGAGGACGCCCAGGAGGAGGUGCUGCGGCUGCAGCGGAAGCUGGCAGAGGCGGAGGCCCGGGCGCAGCAGGCCAGCAGCGAGGCCGACGGCCUCCGGGCUCGCCUGGACGGGGCCGGCCGCCGGGCCCACAGCCUGGAGCGGGAGCUGGCCGAGGCCGGGCGCGCCAGGCAGGACGCCCAGGCCCGGCUGGACCGGCUGUGGGCCACGCUCCGCCGCGAGCUGGGCCUCCGAGCACAGAGCCCCGAGCGGCCUGGCUCCCCCCGCGAAGGUCAGCGUCCUCGGCAGCUUCGGGGGCUCCUCCCCCGCUGUCCUACAGGCUCCAGCCCCCCCGCCCGGCCCUGCUCACCAGCCCGAUGGCCCCCGCCGGCCCCGGGGCGGCAGAGCCCGGAGGUGGACGUGGCCGCCGUGCGGCAGGCCCUGAGGGAGCUGGUGCGGCGGCGGCGCGACGCCCAGCGGGAGCGGGACACCUGGUGCUCCCAGGUGGCCAGCCUGGGCCGCCGGCUGCGGGAGGAGCAGAGGGAGCGGGCCCGAGCCCAGAGCCAGGUGGAGCGGCUGCACAGGGCGCUGGCCCGGGCAGAGGAAGGCUGGCGCCAGGCAGAGGGGAAGACGGGCGGCACCCGGGCCACGGGGGCCCUGCCGGAGGAGGCGCUGAAGAAGCUGGAGGCAGGGCACCCGGCCUCUUCGUUCUGACCGCUCUCUCCUCGCAGAAGCUCUGCUGUCCGGCUCCGAGGGGAGUUGCCCGAGUUUUGGGACCUGCUGGCCACUGCACGGGCGUGGGGGGCGGGCGGGGCCUCGCCCGCGUCUCCGGCAGCCCCGGGCCCUUUGCACGCACCGCACACCCGGGCGGGCGGGCGGACGUGUGUGUGGCCGACGCUGCAGGGCCCUCCCCUCGCCCUGAGCCCGAGCGAGGUCCGCGCGCGGCCGGUCCUCGGACUGGGCUUCUCCCCGCUGCGCCUACGCCAACGUGUUUGU